Messenger RNA from Penaeus indicus, 5060 nucleotides. Its product is annotated as TOM1-like protein 2. Gene Ontology annotation, molecular function: ubiquitin binding; clathrin binding; phosphatidylinositol binding. The transcript is spliced from 12 exons. NCBI's taxonomy places the organism in Eukaryota, Metazoa, Arthropoda, Malacostraca, Decapoda, Penaeidae. Bases 104 to 1570 code for a protein of 488 amino acids. Gene Ontology annotation, cellular component: membrane; endosome. The record is from RefSeq and is a predicted model, not a curated record. Gene Ontology annotation, biological process: signal transduction.
CAGCGGAGUCAUUGCAUUUUACUGAAAGAGAAACGACACGAAAAAAAAGUAUUUCAAAAAUAUUUCAUUAAGAGUGAAUGAGCGAGUGACGUCACACUUCAAAAUGUCGUUCUUUGGAGGCAAUCCGUUCGCGACGCCUGUGGGCCAGAAAAUCGAACAGGCCACAUCCGAGACACUCGCAUCCGAAGACUGGGGGCUGAACUUGGAGGUGUGCGACUUGAUAAAUGAGUCCGAGGAAGGUCCCAGGGAUGCUGUCAAGGCGAUCAGGAAGCGCCUUACUAGCCAGCCCAAGAACUAUAGUGUGGUUAUGUACACCCUGACAGUACUAGAGACAUGUGUCAAGAAUUGUGACAAGCGUUUCCAUGUCCUUGUCUGUAGCAAAGACUUUGUACAAGACCUGGUUAAACUUAUAGGUCCCAAGAACGAGCCACCACCAGCAGUCCAGGAGAAGGUCUUGUCGCUUAUCCAGUCUUGGGCUGAUGCUUUCCGUCACCAGCCUGAGCUUGCAGGAGUCAGUCAGGUGUAUGCUGACCUGAAGCACAAGGGUGUGGAGUUCCCCAUGACCAAUCUUGACACCAUGGCACCCAUCCUGACUCCACAGAGGACUGUAGCAGCUCCAGAACCUCGUCCUCCCCGUGUGCCCUCUGGAGUGCCCACUUCUCCUCGACGUCAAGCAGCCCACCAGCCUCCACCUCCUCAGGCUGCACCUGUCACCCUAACAGCAGAACAGCGAGCCAAGCUGCAUAGCGAACUAGAUGUUGUGGAGUCGAAUGCAAAAGUUUUAGCUGAGAUGCUGUCUGAACUUUCACCUGGCAAGGAGCACCAGGAUGAUGCUCAGUUGCUGCAGGAAUUACAUGCAACCUGUCGAGCAAUGCAGCAACGUGUGGUAGAACUUGUUGGUCGUGUGAAUGAUGACCUUCUCACAGCUGACCUGCUGCGUAUAAAUGACAACCUUAAUAAUCUUUUCCUGAGAUACGACCGCCACAUGAGCAAGGUGAAAGGCAUUAGCAGUCCCACGAGAUCCCCCCAGCAGGUCCCCCCCACACAGCAGCCCCCCCAGAUUCCACCCCCCCAGCGAGCUCCACAAGCAGAGGUGUCCUUGAUUGAUCUGGCUGAUGAACCUCCCUCGGCUCAGCUAGCUGGCCUUACUGUUGGAAGCUCUCCUAAAGUGAAGAAAAAUGAAGAUGCAGACUUUGAUAUGUUUGCACAGUCACGAACUGCAACUUAUGAAAAUGCAAAAGUCAGUGGCAGCAGCUAUCAAGAUAAUGCUGAUGUGGAUGUAAGCGGUGCCUCACUUGCUCGCACAGCACAGCUUAGACAUAAUCCGCAACAGAAAGACAGUGACUUUGACGCGAUAGAAGCCUGGCUAAAUGAAAAUCCUGGUGAGGGGCAAGCUGGUGCUGGGCCAAGACAGGAGCCUAUAUCGUCAUCAGAAUUUGACCGCUUCCUCGCUGAACGAGCAGCUGCAGCCGAUGCUUUGCCGACCAUCACUGCGGCCACUGGCUCCUCGGGUCAGCGGCAACGAACAAUGGCCCGCGAUGACAAGGAUAACCAGAUGUUUGCCCUUUAGUGUUAAAAGAUUUAUUCUCGGAGGAAGGUUGUCUUACUGGAGAAUUGAUCUCUUUGAUGAAUAAUGUCAGUCUGUGUGUGUGUGUGUGUAUGUAAAUAUAUAAUGUUAAUCAUUGCAAGGUAAUUUCAGUGUUGCGGUCACUGGAAAAUGAUAUAUAUACAGGACUUUGAUUCACUGGUAUGCCUUGUAUAGCAUAUUACCAGAUUCAGUUAUUUUCUCUUAUAUAAAAAUUUUAAUGCCAUGACUUGUACAAUAGUGUGUGCAACAGGAUUUUUAACUAUCUUGGUUAAUGUAAUUUUCAUGUGGUACAUUUGUCUUAUUAGAUGAAUUGGGAUAAUUGAAAUGGUUAUACUAUCCCUAAAUAUUUGUGAUAGUCAAAUCAUAGUUAUUUAUUUUUUAUAGAUGACUUAAUAUGAUUGCCCAAAGUGUUGACAGAAUCGUACUUACCAAAAUUGCACCAAAGUUUGUUUCGUCAGUAAGAAUAAGCCACCCUGGAAUAUUUAAUCAGGAGGAUAGACAUUUCAUAUUAAUUUCACAUUUCUCCUCAAACGGAAGUCUGUUUAAUCAAAUACUCACCAUUUUUAUUUUAUUCUCUCUCUCUCAGUCUCAGUCUCAGUCUCAGUCUCUCUCACUCUUGCUCUCAGUCUCAUUCACUCUCACUCUCACUCUCAGUCUCUCUCACUCUCAAUCUCACUCUCACUCUCACUCUCACUCUCACUCUGAGACACACACACACACACACACACACACACACACACACACACACACACACACACACACACACACACACACACACACACACACACACACACACACACACAUGCGCACAUACACAUAUACACAUACAUACACAUACACAUACACACACACAUACACAUACACAUACACAUACACAUACACAUACACAUACACAUACACACACACACAUACUGAUUUAUGUGAUAUCCAUUAAUGCAUUUCAAUAAGGAAGUGCUUUUUAGACACCUGCAUUCUUCUUAUAAAAUAGUAAGACCUUGUAAACAUUACCCUUAAAUUGGGCGGUAUUCCUCAUGAGAGAUUAAGAUCACUGUAUACAUAUUGUUUAUUGUUUAUGUUUUUUUUUUAUAUUACUGUCUUGUAAUUAAAACCUGCUUCAUCUAAAUAAUUCAAGAACCAUGCAAAUGAGACCCAGAAAAUCAAAACUAGACUUAAAUUGUAUUUCCCUGUACCAUUUGUUAGACUAUUUUGAUGAAGAUGAAGAGGAUGCUGAAAAGGACAGUGUUUGUGAAGUAAUGCAAAACACAGUUCAAGCUCUUCUUCAUAUUAAGACAUUGAAAUCGUACUGUUAUGGCCACUUGCUAAAGGACCAGACUACAAGAUCAUAAUAGAUUAUACCACCAGUGCUGUUCAUAGAUUUGGUAUUUUGUUUUGGAAUUGUUAAGAAGGGAUUUAACGAGGAGGUCCAUGCUUAAAGGAGUGCCUUGAUGGGAAGGGCACAAGGUGAAGUUGCAGAAAUUAAGAAGAAACAAGCAUCAUGCAGUUCUUUCAAAGUUAUCUUAGAGGAAAUAAGUUUUUGUAUGUAAUGGAAUAUAAAUGAAUUGUUUAAAAAAAUUAUAUUGAUAAAUUAUAUUUGAGUUUGCAAGUUUGAGGCAUUUCUCAGUCAUAUUGUUUACCAACUGCAUUCUGAUGUUUUUUUCCACAGAGACUUGGAGCUACAGUCACGUACCUUCUGCAUAGUAGAGCCAACCAUGAUUUGUAUAAAUGUGUUUGCUUCUUUUUUGGUAUAUUCAUAGAUCUAUAAAAAACUAUAUGGACACAAAUACAUACAUUCUUACUCAUGCACAGACACAUAUACAUACACAUACAUAGACAAACACUGCAUAAUAUAGCCUUUUUUUCCCCAAAGUGACCCAGAGUCUGAAUGUUGUAGUGUUUUUAGUAACCUAAAAUUGUGGGAUGGCAUUGAUCAUUAUAUAUAUUGUGUCCAAAGAGCAAACAUGAAAUAGAAAUAUUUGGAAAUACAUUAAGAAAAAAAAAUAUUAUGAUGUCUUUCAAUAGUUCACUGUGGAACCAGGAGCAAAGUCAAACAAAUCAUUUUGGAAAUUAAGCUUACAUACAUAUUUCUACUUCUAUAUGUACAUGUGAGUUUGGUACCUGUGUUUUUUCUAAGUCACAGCUAAUACCGCAUUGAUAUUCUUAUGGCUGGAUAUGGAAGGGAAAGUAUGGGACCCAUCAUCCUGUUAUGGUCCCUUUUUUUAGGAUCAUUAAGUUACAUAAUUUUUAUACUGUAAAAACUUGUUUUCAAGUACUGCAUGAGAAGAUUUUAAAAGCAGUAGAGUUGAUGCAUUGGAGAACUAGAUCUGCUGUAGAGGGAGGAUAUUCUUUUCUUUUCUUUCUUUUUAUUACAAGGAUACCAGAUGGUUCUUGAAAACAAUGUAUGAUUAUUAUUUUUAUAUUCAUUGGAAGUUACAUGUGCUUCCCAGGGCAACACAUCAUGCUUGGUGGUUGCCCCAAGUCGUGUGAUUUAGCUUGUAAUUGUUGAGGGUAUUGAUACGAAAAGAACUGUGGCAAAGUAAGCAUUAUGAAAUGCAUUCUUAAGAUUCAAGGUAAAUAAUGGCAUGCUUUUCACCAGUGGUAUUUCUGUGUACUGAGGACUUUGAACUGCACAUACUAGGAAAAAUCUUGAUAGCCAUGUACAGCACCGCUACAUUUCACCAGUGAAAAAGAAGUCCUCGUUAUUUAUUAUUGCCUUUAGUUGACUGGAAAUUCUCAGUGUGCAGCUGAGCAAACCUGUUUUUCUGUUAUAGAUUGUAGUGCUUCUCAUGGUAAACUUGUGUUUAAUUUUGUUUUGUUUGUGUGAUGGAAUUUAAUGUUAAUAUCCUCAUAGUCUGUUUAUCUUUAAAACACAUGAAAAUAAUGGGUAUUAUUUAUAGACAUGAAUGGUAACUGGGAUAAUAUAUUAUUGUUAUUUGAUAUACAGUUUGAAAUUCGCAAUUUUCAAUUAAAUAUGCUUUUGUAAAUGUAUAAAGGCAAGGUAAACCAUACUGUAAGACCAAUCUGUUUGAAAUAAAAGCACUUACAUUAAUACUGUAUGCCACUUACUGAAAGUAAAAAUGCUUUAAAUAUAUAAAAAAAAUAGCAAAAGACACGCAGAUACUCUUUAUUGAUGUUAUGUUCCCAGUAGGUACUGGUAACUCACUGCAGAUAUUGCAUUUGUAUUUGUGAAUUUGUGAAGGACAUGUUAAUAGGCUUACAUGUUGGCUAAUGUGAGCCAUUAACAAGAUAUUAAUGAUUUAACAUAUUGUAUAUCAUGCAGUACCAAAAAAUAAGGAAUUCACUUUUCUUUUUCUCAAUUUUGUACAUCCCUUUAAGAUAUUUGAUAUGUACACCACUUCAUACUGGAUAGGAAAAAAAAUAAAUAUGUCAACUUAAUAUGAUGUUUAACUUUUGUGCAUCAAAUGCUGUUAAUGUAAAUAUCUUUCCCAUCAUUAUUAUACAUUAUACCUCUGAC